GAGCGUCGCGGUGCUAGUCCUCACCCAACCCUCGCGCUGUGUGGACGUAUUCCUCUACCUCUUCCCCAGUGAGACACCCCUUCAAGUGCCCUUCUUCAUCAUGAGGAUCCUGGCAGGACUACUGGUGUGCGUGGCCCUAGCGGCUGCCAUCCCGGACCCCCAAGGAAGCCUCUUCCGAGGUCGGAAGAUCGGAGGACGGCUGUCGACCAACAACCGUCGGGACAACACCUUCGGGGAAGAAAAACCGACGAGGACCCGACAGCAAUCCAACACCCCAGUGACACCCGCACCAGUGACCCUGGCACCCAAGAUCAACAUCCCCAGCUCCUCCUGCAACGAGAACGUGUGCGAACCUGGGUACACCAAAUUCCAAAACCAGUGUUACAAGGUGCUCAAGACGGAGUCCCCUAUCGACUUCUCUUCUGCACAGAGACAGUGUCAGGGUGACGGGGCGGCGCUGGCCACCGACAAGACCCCACAGGUCCACAACUUCCUCAAGGGGCUCCUCAAACCUCACCUGUCAGAGACCAUCGACUCCCAGUACCGCCGCGCCUUCAUCGGUCUCAUGUGCCAGAACGGCUGUGACUCCCCAGGCAACUGGCUGUACGCUGACGGUACCAAGUGCGAGGGCAACCACUUCUGUGAUUGGCUCACAAUCGGCUCCACCAACGAAUGGAACGCCUUACCCACCAGCCUGUACGGCCCCUCCAUCGCUGCUAUGCUCGACGACUUCCCCGACACUUCCUACCGCUACAAGCUCCAGCCCUACCCUGCUGACCAUACCCUCCAGUACAUGAUCUGCGAGAAGGAGGCCGACAGCACUGAGCACCUGAAGCCCCGUCAGCUGACCGUAAACGAGCGCGUCUCCAACGUUGUCCUCCAGUGGCGUAGACCAGCAUGCAGUGGAGAAAUCUCCUCCUACAUCCUUGUUCUCCUGGGCGGAACAGUCUCCUAUGACACCGAGAUGAGGUGUACCGAGGAUCAAUGUUCCUUCACCCUGAACCCUGAGGCGUGCCAAUAUUGUAUCCAUCCCAACACUGACUACACCUUCAGCGUGGCCGCCGUCCUGUCCGAGUCCCAGCUGGGUCCUGCCAUCACCAUCAACAAGAAAAUCGAUGUGGAGACUUGCCCCAACUUCGAGACGCCCUUCCACACCAUCUCUACCUGUCGGGGUGUGUCUGAGGUUGUCCACGAUGGCUCCUGCGAGAACAAGAUCACUUGGAGCAAGGGAUCCAUGUGUGACGCCGUGUGUGAGAUAGGAUAUGGUUUCUUCGACGAGCCGGCCCCCAAGUACUCCUGUGACGCCGGAGGUGUGUGGGCCCCAGCCGGCAAGGCUCCCGAGUGUUACGAGAUCGUACCCGUGUUCUCAGCCAACCUGCAGUUCAAGAUCACCUACAAGCGCGCCAGCAUCGAGACUCUCCAGCACCAGUUCGAUGGCCUCGUCUACAAGUACAACGAUAUCUUCUGUCCUUACCCCGAGGAGUGCGGCAUUGGCGACCUGCAGAUCAAGAGCGCUCUUGAUGAAGAGGGCAACAAGAUGAGCGAGGUCAUCAUCACCAUCGACACCCCCGUCUAUAAUAUCACCGACCAGUCUGGCUUCAUCGACCUGGUACGGGAAGCUGUCCUCACUGUCACCGAUGAUAACGCCUUCAUGACCCUCAUCGAUUACGACAACAUCGCCCUCGUCCUGCCGAUGAACACGGACAGCACCUUCAAGGCCAAACCCCAACUCUGCUGCCACUCCUGCCCAGAUGAUCAUGCAUACAGGCUCGGCAACUGCGUCCAAUGCCCGACUCCAGGGUGUGUGUAGGGAACCGCCACCCCCCUAUAGCUCCACCCCCUACAGUACCUCAACCACUCGUGUGCUUCCCAGCGCUUUCGUGUAGCCAAACAAUGUGACUUCCAGCACUUGAGUCUGCCUGGUGCUUAACUGCGCCUGUAAUUGGUGGAAGCACUUCGACCAAUCAGCUGUCUCAUUCCUCGAUAUUGAGAAGCUGAUCUACCCCAAGAAACAACUGGUGCAUCUGUCUUCUCUUCCCGUGUAACAAGACCUGCCCGGCGGCACAGUGUUUCUCUACAAUAAUUAUAAGAAAAACAUCAAACUAAGCCCGGUGAUCCUCUAAACUAAACCUUCACAACCGGUGAUUUUAGCUCAAUCCCUUUGGUAAAUUUUCAAAGAUAUUAGAUAUUUAUUUGAUUGAAAUUAAUUGGAAGACUUGAAUAAACCAUGGAGGUAGAUUAUUUUUAUAUACAUAUAUAUAUAGGGUUUAAGUUAAAGAAUUAAGCCAAAAUAAAACCGUCCAUAUUAGAUAAAAAAAAACUUAGACACUUGCUAUGUUGUCCUUCAGUAGUUGUACCAUGGCAAGGAUACACUCUUAUCUUUUCCCCCAUUGACACUGUUUGUAUGUGUUUUAACUCCCAUAAGUUUCCCUUUUCAUGUUUUUUCUUCCAUUUUAUGUCCUUUUACUCACUGACCAUACGGUAUAUGGUCCCGUUGUGUCUUGUCCUCUGUUGUGCCCAGGUGUACUUAAGUACUCGAGUGCCGCGUCACUCAAUGUACCAAGUACUCACACAACCCCGCCCCAGUGCCACUGAGUCAUGCAGAGGAGUUACUUUUAAGUAGUAUAAAAAACUCAGAUUUAAAUGAUAAGAAAAUACACAACAAAUUUCGACUUUGUGGAUUUGUAACCCUGUUAAUAAUGAUCGUCCUCGCUGUAGACGUUUCCAAAUUCGCCAAAUUUGUCUCAUUAUUUUUCAAGUUAUAUUUUUUAUGCUCUGCUGCAGACGCUCAUGUUUUUGUCACGCACAUUGUGUCAAUAACUGUACUGAGUAUUCAUCUCUCAGUAUUCUAUAAGGAUAAGUUGUUAUUUAAAGAAAAAUAGAAUUAGAUUUAAAAUUGAGUAGCUGUUUAGAGCAUUCUAUUUCAAAGUGAAUACACAGUUUCAGGAAAGAUGAGAUUCAAUGCCUAUUUUUCUCUAAAAAAAGAAUAGAUAUCGAAUCCCACUUAUUUACAAUAAGAAGGGGGUUGCAUAUUUUCUCUAAAAAAUGGUAUUCGUUUCCCCUUGUGUAAACAAGGCGAAGGAUUUAAUACCUUCUUCACCAAAGGUAAAAUAUUGGAUCCCCUUAAUACGAUGCGAGGUUGUCAGGGACAUUAAUACAUUGCAAGGCAUUGUAAGGCUCAUCUUUAAAUAGUAAAAUGUACUUUAUUGCAAGAAUGUGAUGGUUACUGACGCCUCAGCAAAAAACUUUGUACCCUCUACACACUGACAUGUUAAUUUUAGUUGUUACGUGUGAAUGUUGACCAUUGUAUAUACCUUGUAUAUUUUACAUAAGAUACCAAUAAAUGUUUCUUUCUAUAUAAA
Homarus americanus (American lobster) is the source of this 3362-nucleotide messenger RNA. RefSeq lists its product as uncharacterized. Gene Ontology annotation, molecular function: protein binding. The record is from RefSeq and is a predicted model, not a curated record. The transcript is spliced from 13 exons. Lineage: Eukaryota; Metazoa; Arthropoda; Malacostraca; Decapoda; Nephropidae. Bases 101 to 1810 code for a protein of 569 amino acids.